Messenger RNA from Camellia sinensis, 1408 nucleotides. Its product is annotated as bifunctional UDP-glucose 4-epimerase and UDP-xylose 4-epimerase 1. Gene Ontology annotation, biological process: galactose metabolic process. Gene Ontology annotation, cellular component: cytosol. NCBI's taxonomy places the organism in Eukaryota, Viridiplantae, Streptophyta, Magnoliopsida, Ericales, Theaceae. Gene Ontology annotation, molecular function: UDP-glucose 4-epimerase activity. The record is from RefSeq and is a predicted model, not a curated record.
AACCUAACAAAACAAAAGAAAUUGAAAUUCUCUCUCUCUCUACGCUUAGAGCGUGCUUAUCCAAGUUCGAACCGUCUGCUUGAUUUGCUCAAAACUCUCUCUCUCUCUCUCUCUCUCUAGAUAUAUAUUUUAUCGUUUGUCGAAGUUUCGCUUUCUUUCUCUUACUCGGCACUUUCUCUCUCUAGCUCGGCAAUGGCGGCGUCAAAUCAAACGAUUCUGGUCACCGGAGGUGCUGGAUUCAUUGGCACACACACCGUUCUUCAGCUUCUCAAACAAGGAUUCAAGGUUGCCAUCAUCGACAACCUCGACAAUUCCGUCGUGGAAGCCGUCGACCGAGUUCGAGACUUGGUCGGACCUCAACUCUCCAACAAUCUCGACUUCCAUCUGGGUGAUCUCAGGAAUAAGGAGGAUUUGGAGAAGUUAUUUUCUCAGACGAAGUAUGUGAAUUUGAUACACGCUGUUGGUGAGAGUGUGAUUUACCCUUUGCGCUAUUUUGAUAACAAUUUGAUCGGCUCAAUCAAUUUAUACCAGACCAUGGCAAAAUAUAACUGUAAGAAGUUGGUUUUCUCUUCGUCCUCGACAGUUUAUGGCCAACCUGAAAAAAUUCCAUGUGUUGAGGAUUUUGAGUUAAUACCUAUGAACCCUUAUGGGCGGACCAAGCUUUUCCUCGAAGAAAUUGCUCGAGAUAUCCAGAGUUCAGAUCCUGGAUGGAGAAUGAUUUUUCUGAGGUACUUUAACCCUGUUGGGGCUCAUGAGAGUGGCAAAAUUGGUGAAGAUCCAAAGGGCAUCCCAAACAAUCUUAUGCCUUACAUACAACAAGUAGCUGUUGGAAGAUUGCCUGAACUAAAUGUUUAUGGCCAUGAUUAUCCCACACCUGAUGGUACUGCGAUCCGAGACUAUAUCCAUGUGAUGGAUUUGGCAGAUGGUCACAUUGCUGCACUUCGCAAGCUUUUCACAACAAAGAAUAUAGGUUGCUCUGCCUACAACUUGGCAACUGGUCGUGGUACAUCGGUACUUGAAAUGGUUGCUGCGUUUGAGAAGGCCUCUGGCAAGAAAAUCCCCAUCAAACUGUGUCCAAGAAGAGCAGGUGAUGCCACUGCAGUUUAUGCUUCUACAGAGAAAGCUGAGAAAGAACUUGGUUGGAAGACAAAAUAUGGUAUUGAAGAAAUGUGCAGGGACCAAUGGAAUUGGGCGAGCCAGAAUCCGAUGGGGUACCAAUCCCGGGCUUGAAUGGACAUGUUUAUGAGUAGUUGGCGCAAGCAAUACUCGAACCCUUGGGACUGCAGGGUCAAAAUAUUUCAUUAGAACUAUAUUUUACUCUUCAUCAAUUGUGGAGUUUGUGUUUGAAUUUUAUGGAUUUUAAAUGAAAAAGUUGGCGUUAUUCAUUAAAGGAGAAUAGUUUUGUCAA